CAUCAGCACUAUUGUGUCCUCCUUCUCAAAUAUGAAAAACAGAGCUGAUGAUCAGACGUUAGUAUUUGCUCUCAGAAACUCACCUGUGAAGCUCCAAAGCAGGUCGGAGGAACAGUCAGCUUCUGCUUUCAGUCUCUGAUCUGAUCACAGACCAGAGAGAGAAGUCAUGCAGGCUUCAGGAGAGAUGGAAAAACGUCUACAUGAACUGCGAAAGAAGCUGCUGUUACUUGGAGUUCAACGCUCUAUGGGGAACACCUGGAGGAACAUGGAACAAAGGCAAGAACUACUAAAGUCUGCAAUAGAAAACUGCAGGAACCAAAGCGUCCUGAAGUGGCUGAGAGACGGUUCUGAGUCCCGAGCCUUCUCCCAUGUCGUGGACAUGUUUAAUUUCCUGAAAGAACGCAUCGACGUGGAAGAGAAGAAGAACCACAGCAACAGUGUAGACAUCACCUUUGUGGCCCACGGAGCGAUCAGAGACUUCAUGAUCCCAGCCAGCUGCCUCCUGCCUCUGCCCUCCAUCACAGACGUGCUCCUGUAUUCUCCCUGGAACUGCACCAGUAGUGCUGACGUAUCAUAUGGUGUCGCUACAGGACGCAUCAGGCCGCAGCACAGAGUUUUUAUCUGUGCCAAAAAGGACGGCUGUCUGAUUCCUGAUGGAGGGCAUCGGCCUGUGAAACUGCCAAACUACUGGAACUCCAUGAAGACAGCUGGAGAUCAAAUGAUUCCCAACAUCACUGUCAGUCCUCUCAAACCCCCAGAGGACGGUGUCUGGAAGAGAUACGAGUCUCUCACAAAGAAAUACGGUGAACCUGAGAGAAACCGCAUCGUCAUCCCGUUCAUCCUCCCAGCAGAGAGGACGUCUUUACAAAGCGUCCCGUUCUCUGUCGUCUGUUUGGCCGCCUCGCUGGUGCUGCAGUCCUCCAGGUUUCAAGCCACCCUCCAUCUGAGUGCCUGUCUGGGGGAUCAGUCUGCUGGACAGAAGUUUGACAAAGACUAUCUGCAGACUCAGUAUGCCUGCGCUGUGGACAGCACUAUGAUGACACCUUCAGCAGACAUGUUCACUGGAAGCUGGACAGAUGCUUUUAGAGGUUGGUUUGGUUAAACAUCGGUCAGGUCUGAGGUGAGGACCUGACCUGGACCUCACCAACACCAUCACAAAGACAACAGCUCUUCUUCUUCCUCCGCAGGCUGAGGAGGAUCAACAUGGACUCCAGGAUACUCUGCACCUUCUACAGGUGCACCUCUGAGAGCAUCCUGAUCGGCUGCAUCACCUCCUGGUCAGGCAGCUGCUACGCCCUCGACGGUUAGGCUCUACAGAGGGAGGAGAAAACUGCUCAGCACAUCAGCAGGACAGAGCUGCAUCCAUGGAGGACAUCUACACCCCAGGAAGAAGUCCAUCAGACUAACCAGAGACCCCGACCACCCCAGCCACAAACUGUUCUCCCUGCUGCUGGUACUGCAGCAUCUGGUCCUGCACCACCCUUGUUUACAAGCUGUUUGCUGCUGCACUAGAUUUCAGUAUAUGUGAUAAUAAGUUCUUUUAUGAAUGGGCUUGUUUUUAAUACAUAUCUGCGUUGUUGGAGGAGCCUGAGAAUAAAGACUUUCACUGCCAAUGACUGCUUCACUGGAGCUGCUGUGCAUAACAUGAAGAAUAAUCUGGGCCAUGCCUCAAGUAAAGUACUUAUUACCUUUAAAAAGUCUGUAAUAGGGGCCCAUGAAAUAAGCAUUGACCAUUUCUUAUGAUUCAUGUAACCCCUGGGCUCAGAGUGACUCGUGUACGAUGUGGCGCUGAAUCUAUGAACCAACUCAUCAGUUCGCCCCUGAUCCUCGUCCUUCCAGCAGCUGCACUCAGUUUGGAUGGAAACCAUGUGCUGCAGUAUGAAAGCCAUCCUGAGGGCUGUUUUAACCACAUGCAGCUGUUUUAGUGUUUGACAGUACAUGAGAUUGCAUCAUUUAUAGUUUCAGUUAAAAAAAACAUGGUUAAAGUACCCUUAAAUUCAUAUAGUCCAUUAAUGUACUGAAACUACAUUUACAUACACUGUAUGUUAUUUCUUUAGUUCACAGUUUCUACUUAUUCUACCUAUGGUCACCUGCAUUACUGUACAAUGAUCGGUAGUUAAAUUCUAUACAUUCUACAAAAUGUAGCACCAGCAGAGUUUCAUUUACUCUCCUGUCCUUAUUUUCCUAUAUUAUGUAGGAAAACUCCAGCUGCCAUUUUGAGUGAGGGGAGAACAGGUGUAUCUGCCAUUUUGGAUUGGGAUGUGAACACCAUUUAGAUCACUCUUCCCCUCCUCCAUUCUCACACACACACACCUAACCACACUUGUUUGUUGAUGGUUAUGUGCAAGUGUUUGUUUGCUUUAUUUAUUUUUUUCUUGGAAUAGAUGACAGGGAUAAAUUAUCUUAAAUUGUUGAUCUUCGAUCUAUGUAUGUCAAAGUUAAAU
Messenger RNA from Micropterus salmoides (largemouth bass), 2444 nucleotides. RefSeq lists its product as uncharacterized. Bases 167 to 1102 code for a protein of 311 amino acids. NCBI's taxonomy places the organism in Eukaryota, Metazoa, Chordata, Actinopteri, Centrarchiformes, Centrarchidae. The transcript has 3 exons. The record is from RefSeq and is a predicted model, not a curated record.